Messenger RNA from Aspergillus pseudonomiae, 278 nucleotides. RefSeq lists its product as uncharacterized. The record is from RefSeq and is a predicted model, not a curated record. Bases 62 to 214 code for a protein of 50 amino acids. Lineage: Eukaryota; Fungi; Ascomycota; Eurotiomycetes; Eurotiales; Aspergillaceae. The transcript has a single exon.
UUCUUAUUGCAGAAUUAGUUUGUGUAGAUGUUCGCAUCACGUCUGCUUUUUUGGUUCUUUAAUGGAAAAAAAAAUACAUGCUUUCAUAGAAACUCCGACCUCGAGUAAACUAUCCUGGCAGGGGCUUUGGCAGUAUGUUUUUAGUUUUGCCAGGUGGACGGGGCAAAAAAAUUUAGUUCCAGACAUGAGUCUAUCAGAAUUAAUAAAAAGAUAGGUUCGUUUUUCUCUUAGUACUAUUGACUGCUUUAGGGCGAUCCAGCAUCACCCUGGGAGUGCAG